AGAGCCGUUCGAUUGCUCGAACCCUCCGACCUUCAAUCGAAGCCUUUCCUCGCUGGAUUUCCGGUGCCUUCAAUGAAGUCUGUGGCUAUCGCAUCCACUCUUGUCGUGGCCGCACAGGGUGUGGUUCUGCACACCUGGACCUGGGGUGUGAGCUAUGGAAACCCCAAAUGCCCUUGCGUGGGCCUCUCGGGCCUUGAGGGCAGCACCACGGUGAAGUUGAACUCAACCACCUCAGUGGACUAUCCCGCCAGCUUUGCUGCCUACUGUGAGGCCUGGGACAAUGAUCGCAACAACAUCUCCUGCAAAGAGGGCCAAACACCUGGAAAGGACAAGGGCUGGUGCGCAGAGCAAUGGUGCUACGUGGAUCCCUGCAACUGCGACCUGGAGGAGCCGGCGACGAAGGUUCCUGAUGAUAGCGGCUACAUGCCACAUGCCAGCUAUCAAGGACGCGGGAUGUGGUACUCCUACCAGACCUGUGGUGGCAAGGACUAUUGGAUGACUGCCGAGAAGAAGAAGGAGCUUCAGGCUGUCCCAAAGAAGUGUAAUAAGACCGUGGACGAGAAGAAGUGGGGCGAUGAGAAGUGCCGCUGCAUCGGCUACGACGGCGCACCUGGCUCGGCGAACGUCACCAUCAAUGGCUCGGAGAUCCCCUACCCGGCGGAGACGGGUGGCAGCUGCGACGCUUGGGACGCCAAGCGCCAUCCUGAUUGCCAGGGGUCCAAGGCAGCAGCCUGGUGUUCAAAGGCCUGGUGCUAUGUGGACCCUUGCGAAUGUCAGUUGGCGGUGCCUCCCAAGACGUCCUCCUACUUGCCCUCGGGCAAAGCCAACGGGAAGCCGGUCUACUUCUCCUACGCGGCCUGUGGAAUGGACGAUGAGUACACCAAAGGGAAUGAUGAGGCCUGCGUGAAUCAGAAGGCUGAAGCCAACUGCACCAAGCUAGAGAAGUGUGCCUGGACUGGUGAGCAAUGUCUCGGCAAGGAGCUGGUGCAGGUUUGCAGUGGUGCUGCAGCACAGACAAUCUUCGCCGGUCUGGUGGCCAUGCUGACGCUCUUUGGAGCGGCCUGAGUGGCCUAGGCGGAUGGACGCGUGCAUAACCGUGCUGGGCGCCAUGUGGAACCCCGAGGAGAAAAAGUGUGGCGGAUUGCAGUGGCUGGUGUAGAAGUUGCAAGUUGGUCGUUCCCCUUCCCAUUUGCGUGAUUCUCUCCCAAAUCUCCAACACAUGCUGUCACAUGCUUAUCAAAUCCUCGGAAAAGAUGGUAUCAUCAUGUCAUUGUCAACCUCAAGAGCUUCGACUUUCACUGCUACGACCUUAGUUAGGCGUGCUUAGCUAUGAUUUGGGCCGGGGCUUUAGCGCCUCUGACGACGACUCCGCCAAUGACGCUUUCACCACCUUCAACCGUGCGGUUCUAUGGGUGAUCCAAAGUCCAGAGCAGGAGGAUGACGAGUUACUCUCGCAGAUGGAUGAGAAGGAUAAUGUCUUGGAGUUUCUGGCGGAUUUCCAUGACCGAAAGCCCAAGCACCGCGCACGGAUCACUGCUUUGGCGGUGAGGCUCUUGGAGUUUGACACCUGGG
Molecule: messenger RNA, 1572 nt
Organism: Durusdinium trenchii
Lineage: Eukaryota; Dinophyceae; Suessiales; Symbiodiniaceae
Source: the annotation of a GenBank genome assembly